AUGGGGAUGUAUCUGGCGCUGGAGAUUGCGGCCGAAGAAGAUGUCCCGCGCAACAUUCCUUGUCGAACCUCACGUCUACAAGGCAGAUAUUACAUAGAGGAAGUUCUUGGCAGUGACACAAGGUGUUACGAGAAUUUCAGAAUGAACCCUCACGUAUUUCAUAACAUGUGCGAUACGCUAAGAGCAAACUGUGAAAUCAGAAAUAGCAGGAAUGGUAUGACCGUCGAUGAGAUGGUCGGCAUGUUCUUAAUGGUAGUUGCACAUAGUACUCACUUGGCCGUGGUUGCCGAACGAUUUCAGCAUUCUAAGGAGACGGUGUCACGAGUCAUCAAGGUAAUAGCUCAUGGAAUUCAUUCGUUGUCACCAACGUAUAUAAGACGGAGGAACGUUGAUGUGCAGCCGGAAAUUCAGAGUUGCCGAAAAUGGUACCCAUUCUUUCAGAAUUGCAUUGGAGCAAUCGAUGGGACCCAUGUGUCUGCUUGUGUUCCAUCAUCGGUGAGAGGCGCGUAUCGCGAUCGGAAUAACGAGAUUACGCAAAAUGUACUCGCCGCUUGUUCGCAUGACAUGAUGUUCACUUAUGUUGUCACUGGAUGGGAGGGUUCUGCUCAUGACUCUCGAAUUCUGUCCGAUGCCGCUACAUUGGAAUUAUUUCCUGCACCAUAUGGCGAACAAUAUUAUGUAGUCGAUGCGGGAUUCCCUAAUAUUCUCGGUUAUCUGGCUCCCUACAAAGGCCAAAGAUUAUUCGAAGAGUAUGGAAAUGCAUGGGAAUAUUACGAUGAAUUCCGAAAUCCUCCUCAUCUAAUUGGGGAUCGGGUUGAUGUAGACAUGAGAAGUAGGGAAAUGGAUGCAUUACGUAAUCGUAUUGCAAAUGCAAUAUGA
Punica granatum (pomegranate) is the source of this 879-nucleotide messenger RNA. NCBI's taxonomy places the organism in Eukaryota, Viridiplantae, Streptophyta, Magnoliopsida, Myrtales, Lythraceae. The record is from RefSeq and is a predicted model, not a curated record.